UGGCAACAGGCUCAACGUUUUCCCACAUCUUCUGUACAAUGGAGUGGCCGUGGCCCGUGCGUCUGCGUCCUAACGUAAUGCCGUACCUCACAAACAAAUACGGACAGAAUAUGAGAAAUGCGAAAGGGCAGUCUUGGCAAACCAAAUUUAGAUUUGAGAAACCAUUUUAUUAUUAUUAUUAUUAUUUUAUUUUCUUUUGAGAAAAUUGGGAAACCAAAUUUAAAAUUGGAAACCAAAUUUAUAUCUAUAUAUUAUAUAUUUUUUUUCCCUCCAGCCUCAAGGUCUCUUUGUCACUCUCUCUUUCCAUCUUCACUCUUUUAGUCUCAGUCGGCCGUGAAGGAAAGCAAGAAAGAAAGCUUAGUAGAUGGGUUCUAAGGAACAAUGUGGUGUCCCGGCAAUUGUGAAUCAAGAACUGGCCGUCACCCCUCCAAAGUAUUCUUUAAUGAGCAGAAAAGGAACUGGACGUGCAGGGCGCCGGAUACCUUUACUGGCAAAUCAUUUUAAUGUUUCCCUUAAUGUCCCAGAUGCAGUAUUUUAUCACUACAGUGUAUCUAUUACUUCAGAAGAUGGUAAAGAAGUUAAUCUUAAGGGAAUUGGAAGAAAAGUUAUUGAUAGGCUGCACCAAACUUAUUCUUCUGAAUUUUCUGGUAAAAGGUUUGCAUAUGAUGGAGAGAAAAGUCUUUACACAGUUGGUCCUCUGCCACAAAUCAAGUUUGAGUUCACUGUUGUCUUGGAGGAGUCAUUAGCAAAGCAGGAAAAUGGGAGUCCUGGUGGCAGGGAUAAUCCCAGUGAAAAGAGUAAACGCUCAAAACGCUCUUAUCACUCAAAGACUUUUAAGGUAGAAUUAAGUUAUGCUACCAAAGUACCUUUGAGGUCGGUUGCUCUUGCUCUUAAAGGAGUUGAUGCAGAUAAUAGCACUCAGGAUGCAUUGAGAGUGCUUGAUAUCAUCCUUAGGCAGCAAGCAGCUAACAGGGGAUGCCUUAUGGUAAGGCAGUCAUUUUUUCACGACGACUUGAGGAACUUCACUGAUGUUGGAGGUGGAAUAACUGGUGUUCGAGGGUUACAUGCUAGCUUUCGCCCAACUCAGAAUGGCUUGUCCCUCAAUAUGGAUGUGUCCACAACGUUGAUUUUGAGACCUGGAUCUGUUAUUGAAUUUCUGAUAGCUAAUCAGGGUGUACAAAAUAUUCGUCAAGUUGAUUGGGGGAAGGCAAAGCGAAUGCUUAAAAAUCUGAGGAUUAAAACAAGACACCGCCACAUGGAGUUUAAAAUCAUAGGCUUGACUGACAAGCCAUGCCGUGAUCUAUUUUUUAACAUGAAAGUGAAAAAUGGUGAUAAUACAAAUGGAGACGAGACUGAAGAAAUAUCUGUGUACGACUAUUUUAUGAAACACUGUGGUAUAGAGCUACGUGAAUCUGCUUACCUGCCAUGCCUUAUUGUUGGCAGACCAAAAAAACCUAACUUUCUACCUCUUGAGUUGUGUUCACUUGUUUCGCUUCAACGGUAUACAAAAGCAUUAUCUUCUGGGCAGAGGGCAUCGCUGGUGGAAAAAUCUCGACAAAAGCCUCAGGAAAAGAUGAAAAUUGUCGUUGAUGCAGUAAGAAAUUACCGCUAUGAUAGUGACCCAUUGCUAGCUGACUGUGGCAUCUCUAUAGAGAAGCAAUUUACUCAAGUUGAUGGUCGCAUCCUUGAUCCCCCAAAGUUGGAGUUUGGUAAUGAUCGUGGCUUUGCCCCAUCUAACGGGAGAUGGAACUUUAACAAUAAGACUGUUUUGACGCCAAUUAGCAUUAGCUGUUGGGUUGUGGUCAACUUCUCUGCGCGCUGUGAUAUGAGUAAAAUUUCAAGGGAUCUUAUUAGCUGUGGAAGGAAGAAAGGAAUUCAAAUUGAUGGGCCGAAAACAUUAAUUGAUGAAGAUCAUCUAUCUCGCCGAGGAUCCCCUGUUACAAGGGUUGAAAAGAUGUUUGAGCUGAUUAGAGACAAGGUUCCAGGCCCACCUGAGUUUAUCCUUUGCCUCUUGCCGGAGAGAAAAAAUUCUGAGAUCUAUGGGCCAUGGAAGAAAAGAUGCCUAUGUGACUUCGGAAUUGUCACCCAGUGUAUCGCCCCAUUUAAGGUCAACGAUCAAUAUCUAACCAAUGUUCUUCUGAAAAUCAAUACCAAGCUUGGGGGGAUUAAUUCUUUGUUGGCAAUUGAAAAACCUUCACGAAUUCCUGUCAUAAAAGAUAAUCCCACAAUGAUUUUGGGAAUGGAUGUGUCCCAUGGGUCUCCUGGGCGCUCAGAUGUCCCUUCAAUAGCUGCGGUGGUUAGCUCUCGAAGUUGGCCAUGUAUUUCAAGGUAUAGAGCAUCAGUAAAAACACAGUCACCUAAAAUGGAGAUGAUCGAUGGUCUAUACAAGCCCUUGGAAAAUGGAAAGGAUGGUGGAAUCAUAAGGGAGCUGCUUAUUGACUUCUACCAAACAAGUAAUGCGCAGAAACCUAAUCAGAUAAUUAUUUUCAGGGAUGGAGUAAGUGAAUCACAAUUCAAUCAAGUCUUGAACAUUGAGUUGGAUCAAAUCAUAAAGGCGUAUCAACAUCUAGGGGAGGAAAACCUUCCUAAGUUUACUGUGAUUGUGGCACAGAAGAAUCAUCACACAAAGUUAUUUCAAGCUGGUGGUGCCAACAAUAAUAUUCCACCAGGAACUAUUGUGGACAAUGGAAUUGUGCACCCAAGGAACUAUGAUUUCUAUCUGUGCUCUCAUGCUGGGAUGAUUGGAACUUCUAGACCAGCACACUACCAUGUCCUUGUUGAUGAGAUCGAUUUCUCUCCUGAUGACUUACAAAACCUUAUCCACUCCUUAUCUUAUGUGUACCAAAGAAGCACAACUGCAAUAUCAAUAGUUGCUCCAAUAUGUUAUGCCCAUCUUGCUGCAUAUCAAAUGGGCCAGUUCAUCAAGUUGGACGAUUUCUCCGAUACUUCUUCAGGACAGAGAUCAGUUAGUUCUUCGGGUAGUAUUCCUGUUCCAGAUCUCCCUAAGUUGCAUGACAAUGUUAAGACCUCUAUGUUUUUUUGUUGAGGUGCUGUGGACUGGAUAGCUUUUGGCUGACAUAGUUUGAAUUUCUUUUUUACACUGAAGAAAAGGUCUUUGACAACGUACAUACAUAGAUUAACAAAAGGACAGAUGGAUUUUAGCCUUUUAGGUGGGUAAUGUAGUGACAUAGAAAAUACUGGAAAAGAAUAGUUUAGUUCAGUUAUGGAAUCUUUGUGAUGCACAGUACUUUUAGGUCAACAAUAGUUAACUUCAUUGUUUAGGAAUUGAGUUAUCUGGAAAACCAAUUGCUCGGGAAAAGCUGUAACCAUUUAUAUAUAUAUAUAUAUAUUUCUAAAUAUAUAUAUAUUGGAAUUUUGCGAUUGCUUAAAUCUUGAGAGUAUGUAUGUCUAUGGCAUUGUGACAAUGGAAUUCUGCUCUUUUAUCUCAUUAUUAUUAUUUUUAUUUCAA
Messenger RNA from Cannabis sativa, 3469 nucleotides. RefSeq names its product protein argonaute 16. Lineage: Eukaryota; Viridiplantae; Streptophyta; Magnoliopsida; Rosales; Cannabaceae. The record is from RefSeq and is a predicted model, not a curated record. The transcript has 23 exons. Gene Ontology annotation, molecular function: protein binding; RNA binding. The coding region runs from base 365 to 3046 and encodes 893 amino acids. Gene Ontology annotation, cellular component: cytoplasm. Gene Ontology annotation, biological process: regulatory ncRNA-mediated post-transcriptional gene silencing.